Lepus europaeus (European hare) is the source of this 1153-nucleotide messenger RNA. RefSeq names its product modulator of smoothened (gene MOSMO). The record is from RefSeq and is a predicted model, not a curated record. The transcript has 3 exons. NCBI's taxonomy places the organism in Eukaryota, Metazoa, Chordata, Mammalia, Lagomorpha, Leporidae. Gene Ontology annotation, cellular component: Golgi apparatus; ciliary membrane. Bases 5 to 508 code for a protein of 167 amino acids. Gene Ontology annotation, biological process: negative regulation of smoothened signaling pathway.
GGAGAUGGAUAAACUGACCAUCAUCUCAGGAUGUCUCUUUCUGGCCGCCGAUAUCUUCGCCAUCGCCAGCAUCGCCAACCCGGACUGGAUCAACACCGGGGAGUCCGCGGGAGCACUCACUGUGGGCCUUGUGCGACAGUGUCAAACAAUCCACGGACGAGAUCGGACGUGCAUCCCUCCCCGGCUUCCCCCAGAGUGGAUCACUACACUGUUUUUUAUCAUUAUGGGAAUCAUUUCAUUGACUGUCACAUGUGGUUUGCUGGUGGCUUCCCACUGGCGAAGAGAAGCUACAAAAUAUGCUCGAUGGAUAGCAUUCACUGGAAUGAUCCUUUUCUGUAUGGCUGCCCUAAUAUUUCCAAUAGGAUUUUACAUCAAUGAAGUCGGAGGUCAACCUUAUAAAUUACCCAACAACACAGUAGUUGGGUCUUCAUAUGUACUUUUUGUCUUAUCAAUUUUCUUUACAAUAGUAGGACUUCUAUUUGCUGGCAAAGUUUGUUUACCAGGCUGAUGAAUGUCUAAGUUGCUUGAGUCUCUUAUUAUUUUUUAUUUUAUUUUAUUUUUUUAUUUUUUGGAGGGUGGGGAGGACAAAGGCAAGGCAUCUGAGCAGUCCUCUCAUAGGAAGAUGCUUAGAUGCACCUGAUGCUGAAAAGGAGAGAAUGCUUUUGAUUUGUUCUCACUAUGCACUUUGGAUUUUAAAAAAGAAAAUGAGAGCCUUUUUCAUAACCAAAUACAGACAAUGUUGACUAAAUCUCCUGAGCAUAUUCAGGCAGUCAGGUCUGCACUGUGAUAGCAACCUAGUGAAGGAGAAUGCUUUAUUCUGAAAAGCACGUGGCCCUUUGUGACUCUGUUGUUCCGUUUUUAACGUCUAGUGAUUCAUUUGAGGAAAAAAAGUCUAAGUAUUUAUGAAUCAUGGUGGACCAGAGGGAUGCAAGAGAAGUUCAUGUGGGGCUGGCCUCACCUCCUAAAAAAUUAGUGUUCACAACUUCCUUGUCAUGGUUUCAGCCUUUGGCACCAGAAUGGAUUGCCGUUGCAUUACUGCACCAAGAAGCCAAUAGAUCAAAACUUGUCUGCUAAAAUGUAUGUAAAAAUUCUGAAAUUCCCUAUUCUCUGUGUACAAAAAACAAAAAUCAAACACUAAGACACAUGUUGUUUG